Messenger RNA from Xyrichtys novacula (pearly razorfish), 11212 nucleotides. The record is from the annotation of a GenBank genome assembly. NCBI's taxonomy places the organism in Eukaryota, Metazoa, Chordata, Actinopteri, Labriformes, Labridae.
GAUCAAGAUGUUUCGGAAGUAAUCUUCAAAUGGAUCAAAGUUAUGUCAUCGCGAUCGCACUCCAACAACAAUGCACAAGUUGUUUACUAUAAUCUGGAACUAACCAAACGCUACACUCUGUCCUUUCAAAACAAUGUAAUAUUUCAUCUAAUAUUAUCAGUUGUUCCUGUUUUAGCUGUAACUUCGCUCACGUUAGCAAAGUUAGGUUAGCUUUUCUGUGUGUGGACUCAGCUGGCUGGAGCUGGUCUGACAGCUCGAAGGAAUUAGUUUUACUUGCUGAUCCGGUAUAGAAAACAGGUUGAACUUUAUACACACUUCGAUUCACUCAACUUUGAAGGAGGUUUUUCUUUUUAAAGCUAAAGCCGACGUACCUACCUGAGCGAAGUAACAUUAGCAUUACCCUGUUAGCACGACAGACGUUCCCAACGGCUGGAGGAGGUGUAGGUAAACAAGGAGUUAGUAGUCGGGGUGUAAACUGGUGAACGCCUGUCUCUCUUUCUUUCUCUGUCUGUCUGUCUGUCUGUCUGCCUGUACGGACGCUGGCUCCGGCUGCUAUGUGGCAGGAGAGGAGGAGGAGGAGGAGCAGGAGGGGUGUUGUUGGAGGAGGUGGUGGUGUUGGUGGUGCAGUACAACAGCAUGAUUGUUCCCUUCUACUUCAGCUUCUCCUUCAGUCCUGGACCUGGGUUUAGAGCCAGCCCUGUGCGUGUAUUUCGCAGGUAGUUUUUGCUUUUCUUACAUUAUUUAUCUGUGUUUUUAUCCGCGUGUUUAGUUCAGUGAGUUUGUGAAGUCAACAAGUGUUAAAAUGUCAGGAUUUCACCGCCUGUGCUGUCUCCUGCUGUAGCUGAAAUGUCAUUCAUUCCUUAUGGUGGGGGUGUUCAGCUUUGUAGGUGUUUUUCUGCACUAGAUUUCAACACAGAGUAAUUUGUACUUAGUUUUGCUUGUCAUAUGUCUUCUAUUUUGUUGAGAAAAGAAGAAUAAGAGCAGUAUGGAAAUAUAGUUGGUAUGUAAAUAUACCAAUGAGCCAUAACAUUAGCACCUGGGCCAUCUAAUGUAAUCCAGUAGGGGAGAGUGGGGUAAGUUGAGCCAAAGGAUAAGUUGAGCCACUCCCUGUUGCCUAGAAAGGUUAAAGGAAAUUGAUCAUGUGACCAAAUAUUUAGGAGAUGGGCAUCAAUUCAUGGAGUCUGUGAAGGUUUGAAGCUCAUGGGUGAAGGGGUUAGACAUUUAUUUACAAAGAAAAACAUUCUUCACUCUUAAAAGUGAAUUAAGUCUGUCAUAAGUUUUAUUAGAAUUGUGUUCAGACCAAAAAAGAUCAUUUUAAAUUUGUUUUAUACAUCAAUUGUAGUAUCUCUAGGUCAAUAACUUAGCAUAGAAGCCCACCAUUUGAGCUUAGAGGACUAAUAAAAUCAUAAUAGUUGUUCUGGGGUAACUUUCUCGACUGAGAAAGUAAAGAAGUCUGAUGAAAGGAUCAGAGUUUCAGUUCAGAUUGUUGAAAUGUUUGACUUUUUCUUCUCAAAAAUACAGCUGUGAAUGUUCUGAAUCACUUAAAGACAUUCUCAUGUUAAAAUGACUUUUUAUAAAACAGCUUUUUAGCAGUUAUAUACAAUAAUAAUAAGAUGAAUUAUUGUACCAGUUGGAUAGUGUAUAACAGAUAAAAAUACACAUUAAUGUGACAAAGUGACUGUUUUUUAGGGAGAGAGAAGGUGAGGGAGGGCUGGGAUGCAGAGUCAGGGGGUAGUAGGGAUACGGCUCAACUUACCCUGCUCCUGGUCAACUUACCCCAUACAUGGGAGCAUAGGAGCAUAAUGUUAUGGGUAGUCGGUGUAUGUCAACCUGUCAGCAGUCAACAGCAUCUCUAAGAGAAAGUAAAUUAACUCUUAACAUUGGUAUUUACAGUUCAAGAUAGUAAUUUGUUUUCCCAUGUCAGUUAUUACAUUAAUUGAAUGCUAUUUUGAUUGACAGUUAAUUGUGUCAAUUAAAAAAAAUGUCAAAAUGACCCGAUUCUUGCAUCUCAAAUGUAAAUAUCACUGUUUUCACACCUUUAUGAGUGAGAAAUAAAUUCUUUAGUCAGAAAAAAAAAAUUCGUCAUUUUUUGAAUUUUAUUUUCUUUUUUUUUUUACUAUUACUAACCUUCAUUUCAAACAAUCUAAGCUAUUUUCGGUCAUCUCAUAGCAUUCUUUAAUUACUGAUCCUGUUUCAGAGAGAAAUGUUGCACACUUUAACUUUAAAUAGUGACUACAGUCUUAACUCAAGACUGUAGUCACUAGUUACAGUUCAGUUUUACAUAGGAACCAGUUUAUGGUCAGCUCAUGACUAUGACACACUAUCACAAACUGAUCAACCUAAUGAAAGCACUCUUUUGUUCAAUUGUCUCUAUCAACAGUAGCAGAAUGGGUGCAGUCCAGUCCAAGGAAGGAGGAUAGAGGAGGAGUUUGGAAAGUAAACAUCCUUCAUCUUACCUCAUGCUCAAAAAGGUGGGGUCCUGUUUGGGUGUGAGUUGAAUGCAUUUAGUCAUAAUGCCUGUGUAGUAUGAUCUCAAUGAAAGGGUGGAGACAAAGAGAGAGAAGAGAAAGAGUCCGCCUCUAAAAUUAGCUCAAUUUUUCUCAAUAAAACUCAGGUAGAGAUCAAGAAUAGCAUCUGGUUAAGGCAGAAUAGCAAGUACGACUGGAAUCUGCUCAUGUGCCGAGCUCCAACAAGUCAGCUGCACCAAAUCCAGCACAGCAAGGUGUUAUUAGCCACUCAGAGCAAGGCAGGCCACAGGUGUGUACACACAGAUGUUGUUUCAGCCUUUAUCUGAUACAAAAGUAAUUGAAGCAUCUCUUGAGAUGAUUCUGUUACUACAAAAACAUCCAUAAAAAAAGAGGAAAUCUACAUCAGACUUGAGGACAAAUGCUGGGACUGUCAAUGCUUCAAAAGGUAUAGUGUUGAUUUUAUCAAUAAAUCAAAAAUCAAAAGCAUAAGAGCUCUGUACAUUUAGUUAUUUUCAGCCAAGAACUUGUUGAGCCAGUGAGUUUUUAUAUUUUACCUUCCAUUAAAAGCAAGUAUGCCUUGUUUUAUAUUAAGAAGAAAUCUGACAAGGUUGCAGCCAUAUAAACUCAGAACAUGGUUACAUGCAAAGCAUACAACAUGAAAUACUGAAAAAUCCACUUUAAAAUCACAAGAAUGGAUAAUCCAGUCAAGUGGUCAAAUCCACAACACUGUUUUCCUUCUUUAUGGAGAUCACAAACUCAUUCGACUUGUGUUUUGUUGGUGUUAUGGCAAAAGCUGUCUUUCAUAGGAUGCAUGGUAUGAAAUGCAGUUUCUGUACUGUAGAUUAGUCCUUGUGUUUAAGAGGUGUGACAGCUGGACAUGUGCCACAUGUGAAUUUCACACCUACACUCCUCAGCAAUUUAGAGGGAUGUAGCUACCGGUUACCUGAGCUGACACAAACAAGUGUUCAGAGUUUUGCUGAGAGUUUACCCAGAAUCACUUUGUAUCAGCAAGUGCAACAGUGUUACUCACCAGUAAAGGGUCCCUGGACACCAACCACACUUGACAACAGGGGUUUCAAAACAUGGUUUACUUUUGGUUAUUCCAAAUGACAUGUUUUAUUCAUUAUUAUAGAAAUAUAAUCAGAAAUAUCAGCUGAAUGUUAAAUUAAACCAUGUAGAUAAAAGAUGUGUCAGCAGAUUUGAGCUUUUCUUUGUUGCCACUUGACCUCUGAGGUGAUUAUGACUGAUAAAUGUAAUCAUCAUGUUUAUUUAAAGCAGCAGAGGAGGAGGGUAAAUAAAGUACAUCAGGCUAUUUAAGCUUGCAUUACACACAGAGAUUUACACAAACAUCACUUGAGCGUCUGCUUAUUGAACAUUAUAUGUCCGAUUCAUGUUCAUACACAGAAAGCCCAAGCAGGGAGCGCAGCUGUGAUGAUUCCCAGCAUACAGAGCAGACGGCAGCGAUGAUGCAUACGAGACUGGUCAAAUAAGACACAGCAUUAAAAGGAGGAGCUGAGGCGAAGAUGAGUUGUAAAGCAGAGGAGCAAAAGAAAUUAUUUUAGAUUUGCUAAUUUGAUACACUGAGCUGUCAGUCUACAUUUGUUGGUAUUAGGAUCAGCUUCUGUUGGAUGGGCUGAGCUUGACUUUGCUUCCUGUCUAAACAAACACCAUGCAGAACUUUAAGAUUGGCCCAUCAGUGCUCGCCUGACUGUGAGCAGUUAACCACCUCAGGUGCUUGUGAGGAUUGUGAGUCAUUGGCACCAUUAUUUUGGGGGUUGCAGGUUGAAGCUUUAGAUACAUAAAAAGCAUUUGUUUAAGGGUUAGGGUUAGGAGUGUGUUGAGGUCAGGAAAAUCAAAGUAUUAUUAGACAUUGUUUUUUCAAAUCUCAUUUUAUUCACAAUAUGCCAUAGUUUUCAUCGUCAGUUUUCAUUGUUUUUCUCUGUCUCUGGAUCACCUUUCCUGCUCCGUCUCUGUCCCUUUGUUCCCAGGUCCCCCUCUCUUCAUCACUCUCCACCCUCAGGUGAAGACAGAAAGGGAGGUUUGGAUGCAGGUUUUGUGUCUGCUGCUGUGCCUUGGCACGGCGGGGGCACUUGCUUUACUGCACAACAACCAAGUGGCCCAGCAGGCCAUCAAGCUUUAUCGAAGCAAAGGGACUCCUCAGGGCCACAGCUGGGUGCCAGGCAACUGUAAGCAGCUGGUUGGUCUCCUGCGUCAGAAGAAUGUGGUGGUCAAGAAACUGGCAGCUGCUGCUGCCGCUGUGGGAAAAGACCAGAGCCUUUCAGAACCGGAGAGGCACUUCCAGGUACUAAACUGAGAAUGAGAUGAAACAGUGGGUCCAUUUAAUACCUGUACGGUAAAGGUCACUCUUGGACAGCACAAAGUGUGUGAGACAUGAUUCCUGCAGCUCCUCAGGGUGGUGUUCUUGUCUUUUCAGUCUUAGGUCUUUGAGUACAAUGGCUGGUCAUUGGUACAUUUUGUAUGUCAAACUCACAGUUCAGGUCUCACUUCAAGAGAAAGAUGCCCUAUUAAGAUAAAUAGAGCACACUUUUCACAUGUUAUUUUUAGUUCAUUUUCAUUUUUCAUUUUCAUACUUUAUUUCGUUAAGUUAAUAUUUAAAACAUUCAAUACAAACAAGGAAAAAUCUCAAACGUGAAUAAAAAGGAGAAGAGAGAAGAAAACUCUUAUAGAGUCUGACCUCUUUCAUAUGAUAUUAAUCAACCAACAUGCCUUUUUACAGUUCAUUUCUUAUUUUCAAAAACAACCCACAAAACAAACAGAAAAGACCACGUUAAUUCACAUUUUUUUCAUAAAACAAACAUACCAAGACUUAGAUUAACAUAUUUCUUAGAUUAACACAGUAAUAGUUAUGUCAGUUCCUGUGAAGUUUUUGAAAAUAUCAGGUAAGUUGUACAAAUUAAAUGAUCUGGAUAAUGUUUUUCAUCCAAUCUCUGAAAGAAGUAUGACCUGUCUCAUAAAGUCUUUCAAAAUCAUAAUUCUGGAGCUUCAGUAAAGCUGGUGCCAGAUUUUUAAAGAUGUGAUGUCUGAGUCAUAUUUCUCUCUCACUCUCUGUGUUUGUGUUCAGGUUCACACUCUGGAGGUUUUUCAGAAAGAGCUGAAUGAGAGUGAGCACCUGGUGUUUCAAGCAGUUCAGAGCCUGCAGAGGGCACUGCAGGGAGACUACAGGGAUGUUGUCAACAUGAAAGAGAGCAGCAGACAAAGGCUGGAGGCUCUCAGGGAGGCAGCCAUAAAGGUGAGAGCUUUGUGUUCUCAGUCCCAAAGUCCCCAAAAGCCUGAACACUGAGGCUUCAUAGAAUCCAAGGGUGUCAGACAUGCAGUGUGUGUCCUCAGCGACUUCUGUCUUUAUUAAAAACGACUGCCGUUGUGUUUGGCGACUCUGUUCUGUUACAUACUAAUAAACAAAUACAAUUAUGAUGUAGGCUUCCCGGCAAAAAUCAAAAGAUUGGGUUCACAGUUAUAAUUUUUUGAUACUUAAACAAAAAAGAAAGUUAUCUAUGAAUGUGAAAGAAAUCAUAUAAAAAAGUUAUUGAGCUACAUUUUGUAAUUACAAAUGAACUCAUUUUAUGCUUGCUUCACUCAGAUGUUUUUCUGUUCAGACUGGUCCGACUGGAUAACAUUUGCUAACACUAAGUCAAGAGCUGGACAGGGUGGUAGUGGUAUCCCUCAUAUCAUCAGGCUUGCAGUGAAUGAAGUUUGCAAAAAUUCAAACACAUAAAAAGUGUCUAAUUUGGUGUUGUAAUCUUUGCAACUGAAAGUUCAUUCAUCAUAUAAUGUGACUGUGGGACAGUCCUGAACGCACACAAAUGCGUCUUAAAAUUUGAGUCUAUUAGUUUGGAGUUUGAGAUCGGGUCAUGGGGUGUCAUGGGGUAUUCCUUCCUGGGAGUUCAGGAGAGAGGGAGUUUACUCAGUCACUGUGCUUCAAAACAAAGCAGAGUGAUAUAUCUGUGAAUUAUGUCUAUUAUGUACAGAGAGACAAAAAUCAAGAAUACUGAGUGAUACCCCAAGAUGAUAAUUAAAUCAUAUUUUGACAGGAGUAACAGGGCUGCAUCAAACAGUUAAUGUCACAAUUUACUGAUGAAAAGAUAGAUGUAUGACAUAUUGAUUGGAUGUUUUAUGUACUGUGUACUGAAUUCAUGUAAGUUUGAAGUGGAGGUUUUUUCUUGGCACUUGAGCCAUUGUUUCUCCAUCUUUGCUCAUUUAUUACAGUGGGAUCUACAUGAUAAUGUGUCUAUUAGGGCUGUAAUCAACCAAAAAAAUUCUUGGUCGACUAAAACCCUGAAAUUUUCUACAAAAAAUUGACUAAUGGGGGGAUGAUGCAGCUCGGCGGGGUAAAAAUAUUCAGAUAUCAGCACAAGACGGCAAUAAACACAAGUAUCAUAUUCAGCAAGCCACCAGACGUUGAUUAACAUGGAGGCCAUUCAAUCUUCUUGUCUCCAGCCGGUCUCCAGUGGGUUGGGUGAAUCCUAAAUGGUGAAAACAAGGGAGGGGGGUUCUGAGACAGGCUGUUAACUGUGAAACGGGGGUGCUCUGAAAACACCCCCAUUAGCACUUGGUACGUUCCUCAUGAUGAAAUUAACCAUAGACUGUAAAUUGACCCAGCGCAUGUUGACCAAUAAGUCGACCAGUUAACUAGAACUUUACGGCCCUUGUGUCUAUGUUACUACCAAGUAAAGGUGAUGCAGUGGUUGUUUCAGUUCACAAUACAGUAUCAAUAUGCAAUUUGUAUAUGCUGGUAUGUAUAUGCAAUAUGUCCGAAAACUGUAAAUUAAGUCAGUUUUGCAUGAUUUCAGACUCACUUUUGAAAGUUGUAUUCCAACCAUACUCCCAUAAAUCUUAGAGUAAUGUCAUGUCGUUGAUGCAUUAUAUCUGGUGAAAGUACUGCCUGUUCAGUGUGUGUCUCUAGUUUGAAUGUGUUUUACAAGCUUGUCUUUUGGGUUCGACUCCCACAGGAGGAGCAGGAGUACGUGGAGCUGGUGGCUGCUGAGAAGCACCAGCAGGAAGCUUUAAAGAGCGCUUUAGCCCAGAAUAAGACACUUUCCAUGCUAGAUGAGAUCCUAGAGGAUGUCAGGAAGGCUGCAGACCGUCUGGAAGAGGUGAUCGAGGAGCACGCCUUUGAUAACAACAAACAGGUCAGCAAACAAGGCAUGUGGUACAGUGAAGCACUGAAAGGAAGUGUCAAAUAGGUCCCCACCUGAAUACUUUCUGUUGUGUAGAUGAAAGGUGUCAAUGUAGAGGCAGUGUUGAGAGUGGAGGAUGAGGAGAAGAGCGGAAAGAGGAAGAACAAGUCCCAGCUGAAGGAAGUGGAAGAUGACCUGGGGUUGAGCAUGCUUAUCGACUCGCAGAACAACCAGUAUGUUCUUACCAAACCACGAGACUCCACCAUGCCCCGAGCAGACCAUCACUUUAUCAAGGUCAGUUUGUACCUCACACUCAGGCACAUUUCUACAGUUCACAGAUUUGACAUGUUACAGAAAGUUAAACUUUACGAACAUUUGAGCACUCUUCAUCAUCAUGUCCCUGCAGGACCUGGUGUCGGUGGUGAUGUUGUCCCUGCCUUGCGGCUGGAUUUGUACUCUGGUUGGCCUUCCUCCCAUGUUUGGAUACAUCAUCUGUGGGGUGUUACUUGGUCCUUCAUGCCUUAACAGCAUCAAGGUGUGUUUAUAUCUGUCAGGAGUUAGCAUGUCUUGAACAACAUCAUCACAUUAUCUAUGAACGUUAAUUGUUUUUCAUGUUGGUGUCCUGCAGUCGAUGGUCCAGGUGGAGACUCUGGGUGAGCUUGGUGUUUUCUUCACCCUCUUUGUGGUGGGAUUGGAAUUCUCACCUGAGCGUCUUCAAAAGGUAAACAAGAGGGGCUUAAAUUUAAUUGGACUUUAAUUUAAAUACCUCUAAUGUACGCUAAAUACGCUGUAAAUAUUUUUUAAACAUUGCCGCCCUUUUUCUUUUCAUUCCUGGAGCUCGACACACAUCUUUAUCAUUCAUCCCACUAAUGAAGAAUCUUUAAUUAGAUCAAACCUGUGUGUGGACACUUUAAGUCGUAAAAUAUGCUAAUACAGUGUGGAAUACGUUAGCAGUGUGUACUUAGGUGUUUGUUGUUUUGUGUGUGUGUGUGUGUGUGUGCAGGUAUGGAAGACCUCAGUUCAGGGAUCGUGUUACCUGAGUCUGCUGAUGGUGGGGUCUGGUUUGGUGUGGGGACAAGUCCUGCAUAUCCGGCACACCCAGACUGUCUUCAUUUCCACAUGUCUCUCUUUGUCCAGUACUCCACUCGUGUCCCGCUUCCUCGCAGGAGGGAGCAGAGGGGAAAAAGAAGGUAUGUAGGUAUGUUUGUGCACUCAGAAUCGUGAUUGUUCAUCAUAGUGUUUUCAUACGGUUAAAAUUAAGAUACGACUGCAUGUUAUUAUAGAGUAAAUGGAGUAAUAAGGUCAAAAGACAAAUUCUCUGUUAUAUAUGUGCGUGCUUGUGUGUGACAGGUGAUCUGGACUACAGCUCUGUUCUCCUCGGGAUGUUAGUGAUGCAAGAUGUUCAGCUUGGUCUCUUCAUCGCUGUCAUGCCCACUCUGAUCCAAGCUCAGGGUGGUGACUUGGACAGGUAAAUCAAAAACAGACACACACAGACACACAAAUACAAACAGCGCUUUUAAAAAUCUGCUGUUCUCUUUGUGAUUCACAGCCUCCUUCUUGGAAGUCUCCGCGUGUUAUACCUGCUGGCUCAGGUCAUAGCCUCUCUUGCUGCCGUGCUGCUGCUCUGUCUGUUCAUUAAAUCCGUCCUGAUUGGCCCGUACUACAAGAAGCUGCACACUGAGAGCAAAGGGAACAAGGAGAUCCUAGUUCUUGGCAUGGCAGCUUUUGUCUUUUUCAUGCUGACGGUACGCACAAGAACUGAGGGGGGACAUUUCUCUUUCACUAUUCUGACAAGGAAGCUAUCCGAAUUGAUUUUUCUUGCUCUGAUUGAUUCUACAGGUGACAGAUUUUCUAGAUGUGUCGAUGGAGCUGGGUUGUUUCGUAGCUGGGGCUCUGCUGUCCACUCAGGGUCACAUGGUCACUGCUGAGGUCAUGGGAUGCAUCGAGCCCAUCAGAGAUUUCCUCACCAUCAUCUUCUUUGCUUCAAUCGGUGAGACCAAAAAUGACAGCAUGACGAAUCCAAACAGUUCAAUGUAGCGCCCUGAUGCCACGCCACAAUGAACAGUUACACUCCUCUAAAUCUGACUUUUCUUUAUUUCUCUAAAGGUUUCCAUGUUUUCCCGACAUUUGUGCUGUAUGAGCUCACCAUCCUGCUGGUCCUGACGCUCACUCUCGUCAUUAUGAAGGUACAGCAGUCCUCUUUUGUUUAUUAAUUUCCACAUUCCGCAGUCUCUAAAUCUGACCCAUCCUUUCCUCCCAGUUUGUGAUGGCCGUACUGGUGCUGUCAGUGAUUUUGCCUCCAGGCUCUCGACACAUACGCUGGGUCGUCUCAGCCGGUUUGGCACAGGUCAGCGAGUUCUCCUUCGUCCUGGGUAGCCGGGCACGUCGAGCUGGCAUCAUCUCAAGAGAGGUUAGCGUUGAAAGAUUACAGAGGUUUUAAUUUGUAAUUUGCUGCCUCAUUGAACCCCUUUGAACCAUAUUUCCUAUAUAGGUCAACCAAAAGAUAGAAAAAGCUAAUUUUUCUAUAUGAGAUGUGUCUAAAACUCAUAUAUUUCUGUCUCUCUCUGGGCUCAGGUGUACCUGCUGGUCCUCAGUGUCACCACACUCAGUUUGCUGCUGGCACCGGUGCUGUGGAGAGUCACCACACACAGAUUGGUUCCCCGGGCCGAACGCAGAACAGUCACAAUCACUCACGCUGGAUCUAAACACAGCAAACAGACAUUUGUGAAUCAGUCUACCUGAUUCAUUCUUUUCUAAAGAUGCUGAUUUGGUCACAGCUUUAAGGACAGUGAUUGUGGAUAACUUUGGUCGUCGUCGUUUUCUUCCGCUUCACCCGGGUCCGGGUCGCGGGGGCAGCAGCUUCAGGAGGGAAGCCCAGACGGCCCUCACCCCGGCCACUUCCGCCAGCUUCUCCGGGGGGAUUCCCAGGCGCUCCCAGGCCAGGCGAGCGAUAUAAUCCCUCCACCUGGUCCUGGGCCGGACACGAGGUCUCCUCCUGGUGCGACAGAAGGCAUCCUAACCAGAUGCCCGAGCCACCUCAGCUGACUCCUCUCGACGUGAAGGAGCAGCGGUUCUACUCUGAGCGCCUCCCAAGUGUCCGAGCUCCUUGCCCUAUCUCUAAGGCUGAGCCCAGCCACCCUGCGAAGGAAUACCAUUUCGGCCGCUUGAUGUUAUCAUCAAGGUGAUCGUUUGUUCAAAUCACCUUCAGUUGGUGCAGAUUUUGAAGGUCUGAGACUUUAGAAAAAAGUGACGUCAAAAUAACAGAAAGAUGAAAAAACACAACCUUAUUUCCUGUCCCAAAUCCAACCGUCUUAAGUCUUUCCAGUCUGCUCCAAAAACACUUCAAAUGAUCUGUGCUUUCUCUGUUUGCUGAAUAUUUGUAUAUAUAUGUGAUCGGUGGAUAUUUCUGUCUGCUUCUGUUGGAUCAGUGUGUUUUUAUAAUGACACUUUUGGUACAUCAGCAUGUUGUUAUGAGCUUUUCAAUCACUGUAAUAAUAAUCACAUUCAUUAGUCAGACUGUUUUUAUGUUUCUGACUCAGCUGAGAUUGUGAUGAAUUUUUUGAUUGUGGGGGAAAAAAAAUAAAAAAUCACUAAACUGUGAAACUGAAA